Molecule: messenger RNA, 1962 nt
Organism: Chenopodium quinoa (quinoa)
Lineage: Eukaryota; Viridiplantae; Streptophyta; Magnoliopsida; Caryophyllales; Amaranthaceae
Product: histidine-containing phosphotransfer protein 4-like
Exons: 7
Coding region: 1220-1690 (156 amino acids)
Biological process (GO): phosphorelay signal transduction system; cytokinin-activated signaling pathway; phosphorylation
Cellular component (GO): cytoplasm; nucleus
Molecular function (GO): histidine phosphotransfer kinase activity; protein histidine kinase binding
Source: RefSeq, a predicted model, not a curated record
AAAAAAAAAAGAUUAUGUAGGUAGCAAAUAAGGUUAUGGUUUUAUACUUAACCAUAAAUAUCAAUAUAAAUAAAAGAGCCAUUAGAUUUAGUUUGCUUUAUUAUAUUGGGGAAUUGACGAGAUUUGAUCAAGAUGUAUGUAGCCUAAGUGCCUAUUUUGUAACUAGAAUUAACUAGUAGAUCUGUAGAUGUUCAGUGACAAUCUGAGUUUUUAAGGUAAAAAGGCUUGAGGAUAGAGGUCUGAUUUCUUCUGAUUUAUGUUUCUUAGAUGAAGAAGUAGAUAAUUGUGGUUAAUUGGCAUAAUGUUGUUUUAAUUACUUAGUUUUGCAAGCUACACAACACACUGGGUAAAUAUUUGAACUUCUUUCGUUCAAAAGCUGUGUAAGCUCUCAAUUUACGCUGUUUGAUGAAGUAUAAGUUCAUAUAAACAAGGAUGAGUUAGAAAAUAUUAAUGCAUUACAAUGUUUUGUACAGGUUUGUUAAGUGUUACCAAACUGUCAAAUAUUUGCCGCGAGGGUCAAUUUUCUAUUUUAAUCUAACCUGGGGUUUAUAUGCUCUGUUUUUUUAUUUAUUUUUUUAUUUUUUAAUAGGAACAGAGAAUGUUCUCUCUGAAAAAUCAUAAUCGUCUGGUAUGGUGAAGUUUCCCCAUACUUCUUGCCCAUCCAGAGUCCCCAUUCAUGUGAAAAGAAUUGACAAAAAAGGGGCUUUAUAAUUGCUUUCUGAAUCAACCAAAAAGAACAGAGAAUAGUCUAGGUGUACGAAUACAUUAAUAGUCUAGUGCUCUUGAGUCUGUUCUUUUUGGUUGAUUCAGUUUCUAGGUGUACACUUAUUGAAUAUGAGCAUUCUAGCUAGACUCAAGAGCACCAAAUGAAAAAUAAUUCACCAUGCACCCACCUAGUGAACCGAGUUUCAUGCAACCACUGGCUUGUGCACUAAAACGGUGGUGUGUGUGGCUGGCUCGUGCGUUACAUAUUUACAUGUGCCAAUCGCGAACAUUUCACGUGUCAGUGCAUGUGGUGCACGCCCAUCUACAUCAGGGUGUACCGUAUAAGCAGUGUGGUGAAGAUAUUUACACGCAGUAUAAAAGAUGAGAAAAGUUAAAUCAAAACCUUGUACUUCACAGUAUCAAAUAAGAAUUGAGUGUCUUAAAAGCUAUUGCAGAUCACUGGAGGAUACAGAAAAAUUGGAAUCUGCAGGAGUUAAAUUUCACGGCCAAUAAAAUGACAAACAAGCCAGUAAUGGAGCGUAACCAAUUGCAUCGUCAAGUUGCUCAGAUGAGACAAUCUUUCUUUGAUCAGGGAUUUUUGGAUGAGCAAUUUGUUCAGCUAGAAGAAUUGCAGGAUGACACCAACCCGAAUUUUGUAGAGGAAGUUGCAACUCUUUUCUAUAGAGAUUCAGGAAGGUUGCUAACCAAUCUAGAGCAAGCAAUGGAAAGGAGUCCACUAGACUUUGUGAGGUUGGACAACAUCAUGCAACAGUUCAAAGGAAGUUGCUCAAGCAUCGGAGCCAAGAGGGUGAGAAAUGAAUGUAAUCAGUUCAAAGAAUAUUGCAGGGCAGGAAACAGUGAUGGCUGCAUGAGGACUUUCCAGCAAUUGAAGAGAGAAUAUGCGACUCUUAAAAGGAAACUUGAAUCCUACUUUCAGUUGGUUAGACAAGUUGGGCCCAGGGAAAUGGCUACUCGCCCACGCUAGAUAGAUGUUGUUGUAGGAGAAGUGGCUCAGAAACUUGAUUGGCGAACUUCAUACCAGUUUAUGGUCUAGAAAUUUUAGCUGCUGGAGCUUUUAGGCCCUGUUUCUUCAUCUAUACGUGAUGAAAAUGGGAGAGUUUAGCAUGUUUUACUUUGCUUUAACUCCUGUAUGUUAGAAAUAUAUGUUGUACGAGUCUUAUGUUGAAUGUAAGGAAUGUUAAUGAUAAUUACCUGCUGCAGUUGAUUAAUGGUCUACUUAUCUUUUGGAACUUAAAA